Messenger RNA from Folsomia candida, 2870 nucleotides. RefSeq names its product partitioning defective protein 6 (gene par-6). The coding region runs from base 435 to 1391 and encodes 318 amino acids. The record is from RefSeq and is a predicted model, not a curated record. The transcript has 8 exons. Gene Ontology annotation, biological process: centrosome cycle. Gene Ontology annotation, molecular function: calcium ion binding; protein binding. NCBI's taxonomy places the organism in Eukaryota, Metazoa, Arthropoda, Collembola, Entomobryomorpha, Isotomidae.
CUGCAAAGUUACAUAUAGUAGAUUUCUCUCAGCAUUCCUCGUCCAUUGCUCAUCAUCAUCAUUUCAUCGUCGUCGUCAAUUAGCUAGAUAAUAGAGCUUCACUCUCGGCCUCAACUAAAUUAACGCCUCACUGAACCACCACCAGCCACCCCUUUCGACACGCUCCGAUGGACGGCUUGACCUGACUGACGGAAAUAAGGUAGGAAGGAAGGAAGGAACAAAUCAUCCUCCGGCCGGACAUUUAUUCUUCAUCACCAACGAACGAAGGAAAUUCAACUUUAAUUAAAUUAAUACGAACGAGGUUGGCUUUAGUAUUUUGGAGAAAGUCUUGAAUAUUGAUUUCAAGCAGCUGCACUCUGUCCAGAAGGGAGAAUUAAUUAAUUCAAGAUCCUUUUCACUAAGAAGAUUUGUAGUUAUCAAGAGUAUGCCAAAGAAUGUCGAAAACUAAGAUUCAAGCUAGAAGCUCUAGUUCGCACGUCGAAGUUAAAACAAAGUUCGAAGCCGAGUUUCGAAGAUUUGGGGUUGAUCGUACAUCGAAAGCGACCUUUGAAGAGUUUCGAUCUCUGCUCGAACGACUCCACCACCUUGAAGAGAUCCCAUUUCUUGUCAGUUAUACAGAUCCUAAAGAUGGUGACCUUCUUCCCAUUAAUAACGACGACAAUCUCUCGCUCGCUCUUCAAAAUGCUAGACCUCUUCUCCGCGUCCUCAUUCAGAGGAAAGGCACCUCUGCUCCUGACGUCAAUGGAGGGACUUUGAUGCACAAUAGGAAUCGGACUUUGAUUUCUUCCCUUUUAACGCCGAGACAGAAAAUCACGACACAUCCUACCAUUUCAAAUCCGCAAGAUUUUCGUCAAGUAUCUGCAAUAAUUGAUGUUGACAUUGUUCCUGAAACGUGUAGAAGGGUGAAACUAUUAAAACACCAAAAUUCUGACAAACCAUUAGGGUUUUACAUUAGGGAUGGAACAUCGAUACGAGUUACGACAAACGGACUGGAGAAAGUGCCUGGAAUUUUUAUAUCAAGGUUGGUGCCCGGUGGAUUAGCAGAGUCAACAGGAUUGUUGGGUGUAAAUGAUGAGGUGUUGGAAGUAAACGGGAUCGAAGUAGCAGGAAAGACAUUGGAUCAAGUGACGGAUAUGAUGGUGGCCAAUAGUUCCAAUUUGAUCAUUACCUGCAGACCGGCCAAUUACCAAAAUUCAAUGCCUCGAAGGGGUUCACUUACACGCACUUCACAAAUGUCACAGGGUUCUCAUCUUUCAGCAAGCUCACAACAAUCCGGCUCUGAUGAUGACAAGUACGAUGUGGAUGAAAUACGAGACUUGACUGGAAUUCAUUUAGAUGACCCACCAGCACAUAACAGUAAUCACAACCCAGGAGAUGAAUUGCACCUGUAAUAACUUUCAUUUGUGUGUCAUCUUGUGCGCUACCGACCGCUGCUGAUUAAAUAAUAGCCAGCUAAUUUUCCAUAUAUAAUAUCGUCAGUCAGUGAACAGUGAUUUGCCAAAUGAAGUGUCGACAGACAGGAGUGAAAGUGUAAAAAUUUACAAAUGCACGGCACGGUUGUUGUAGUACUAGUAGUACCUGUACACUCUUCUUCAUAAUUGAUGGACUCGUCUUCCUUAUUGAACAAUAUUUGCGCUGCUAGUGGAAUUUGGAAGAUGUUUAUUAUUUUUAACCAACCACCAAUCAAGACACCAGUCAGACCUUUUAUCAUACACCGUGUAGUCUCCUUGAAAUCAAAAAUCGCCAUGCAUCGGUCUUGUUUUUUAUUAUUCUUAAUAAGUUUACCUAUGAUGUAUACUAAAACCUAUUAAUAAUUUUUAAUAGUGAAUCUAGCAAUCAUCAUGAAUGAAUUCGCCAUUAUAUGGCCUAAUUACAAUUAACCAACUGCGAGCUUUCAAUCAGAACAUGAGAAAACGAACAAAUCGACGGCGACACAAAUUUUUUAAUAAUUUUUUGAACGUCAUCAUGCACAUAAUAUUUAUAAUGCCCAAUUACACGAAUGUGAUGAGUUUUUAUUUAGCAGUUGUUCACGUAAUUAUAGCACCUGUUGUACGCUAACCAUACUAACAACAUGUCAACGCAAGUGAUAAUUGAUGACGGUUUUGGACCACGCACGGGGGAAUGACACACAUUCGUGACUUCCACCAUCCUGCCUUUUUAAUAACAUAUACCUUCACAUUUUACCUUGAUAACCUUAACGAAUUGUGGUAGACUGGAAGCCAAACAUUCUUCCAAGAUUGAGCAAAAUACUAAUAUGUAAUAAGAAUAUGAUAAUAGUAAUACUAACAUUUGCCUUCAUUUGUGCACUGUCAGACUUUUUUAAUAGUUGGUAGUAGCAGUAGAGACCACAACAAGAAAUGAAUUAUUAGGCAGGGAGGACAAUUUGCUGCUCUUCCUGAUAAUCUAGUUUUAGUAGUGCCUUCCAUUACAUAUAUUGUCGUUGACCUACUAUUAUAUAUUUAAUCGUAAUACGAUACGAAGAUACGAUGCAUUCCAUUUUGUAUGUAUUGCGCCCAACAUUUAUGCUUUUCUGUACCACUUUUUUGACUCGUGUAUUUAUUAUAUACUGAUGGACAACUUAUUUUAUACUUUGCCUGAUUACUAUGCUGUACGAAAAUGUCAUAUUUUGCCCUAGGAAUCAUGGAUUGAAUUAUUAUUUGAAUUAUUAUUUACUUUGCAUGCGUACAUUACUAUAAAACUAUUUCUGAUGACUUGUUUAAACAAUUUUAGUAUAUUUACACACACAUGGCCCUCAAACUUUAAAUAAAUACGAGGCUUUUUUAUUAUUAUACACACAAAUACCGUUUUAUGCUGACCAUGUCAAAAAUGAAUGCAACAAGACUAAUAAAAAAAUUAGUGUUUCUACAGCA